Daktulosphaira vitifoliae (grape phylloxera) is the source of this 1530-nucleotide messenger RNA. RefSeq names its product carnosine N-methyltransferase. Gene Ontology annotation, molecular function: S-adenosylmethionine-dependent methyltransferase activity. The coding region runs from base 141 to 1391 and encodes 416 amino acids. The record is from RefSeq and is a predicted model, not a curated record. Lineage: Eukaryota; Metazoa; Arthropoda; Insecta; Hemiptera; Phylloxeridae. The transcript has 7 exons.
AUUAAUUUAAGCACAUGUUGCUUAUACAUCAUUUUUGAUAAACGUUAUUCUAGUAUUUUAUUUUGAUAAUUAAAUAUUUAUUUAUAAAACAAAUCAAAAGGCUUACAUUUUUAGUAUUAGAUACAAAAAAAAAUUGCAAAAUGGAUGCAAGUCCUAUGGAAAUAGAAGAAGAAAGGAAAAGUUUUCAAAGAAUUAUUACAGCUUUUAUGUAUUACAGGACACACUCAUUAAGUAGGCUGAAUAAAAGUGUGCACUACUUGAAGUCAUUACCAGAACAACAUCAAAGACUUUUAAUAAACUACAGCACUAGUUUAGAAACUAUAAGACACUGUAUACAAUCUAACUAUAAUGUUAUUUUAGAAAUAAUUAAAGAUACUACCUGUUUAUUUGAGAACCAAGAUACUCCUCCAUCUGAUCGUUGGCGUGCUCCAGAUGUUUGUAAACCUAUAGCAACUGAUUUAGAAAAAGUUCAGUCUACCCUGAAACAAUUUGUACGAGAUUGGAGUAGUGAAGGAAUUGAAGAGCGGAAUACUUGUUACAAACCUAUCAUUGAUGACAUUCUGAAGGAGUUUCCUUUAGAUGCUGUCACACCACAUGAAAUUAAAGUGCUGGUACCAGGAGCUGGACUGGGAAGAUUAGUAUUCGAAAUUGCAAAACUUGGUUAUAAUAGUCAAGGAAAUGAGUUUUCCGUAUUUAUGUUAAUAGCAUCAAACUUUGUUCUAAACAAAUGUAGAGGAGUAAAUAUAUAUAGGUUGUAUCCAUGGAUUCAUCAAUGUGAUAAUAAUUUAGAGACUGAACAUCAAAUGCAAUGCAUUUCAUUUCCAGACAUUAAUCCUGCUCAGGAAUUACCAAAAAAUGCAUCAAUAUCAAUGGCUGCGGGAGAUUUUUUACAAGUUUAUACAGAUAAAAAUGAAUGGAAUUGUAUUGCUACCUGUUUUUUUAUUGAUUGUGCUAACAAUAUAGUUGCUUUUAUUGAAACAAUUUAUAAUAUACUUAAACCUGGUGGAAUUUGGAUUAAUUUAGGACCUCUGUUAUAUCAUUACAGUAAUGUAUUUGACCAAGAUUCAAUUGAACCAAGUUAUCAAGUUAUUAAAGAAAUUAUAACUGGUAUUGGUUUUAAGUUUGAAAAGGAAAUAUUAAAUAUACCAACUAAAUAUGCUCAAAACCCUCAAUCUAUGUUGCAAUAUGAAUACAAAAGUGUUUACUUUGUUUGUCGUAAGCCAAAAGUUCCACAUGUUAUAACACCCUCAAUUUCUGAAAAUUGUAUAAAUAACAUUGAGAAUUUUGACUAUCCACUUAAACAAUUAAAUACUGCUUCUGGUCAUUUAUCACCAAGAAGUGACAUUGAAGAGCAUGAUGUUGAGUGUAACUAUAUUGAUAAAUGCUUAUAAUGUGACAGUUUUCAAAUUUUUGUGAUAAUAAAUUAAGAUUAAAUACAUUUGUAAUAUUUACAAAAAAGAUAAAAAGGACCUAAUUUUUAUGUGCAUAUUUUGAUAAAUUGUUUAUAACAUUUUGAAUCUCAUUUAAUAU